This is a messenger RNA of Ilex paraguariensis (yerba mate), 327 nucleotides long. Lineage: Eukaryota; Viridiplantae; Streptophyta; Magnoliopsida; Aquifoliales; Aquifoliaceae. The record is from the annotation of a GenBank genome assembly.
AUGGACGGGAUGCAAAAGUUAGUUCUCGCCACGAAUGCUCGCUUUGAUCAAUUACUGGUCGACCAAUGCCACUGUCAUGAGCAAGGCAAAGGGUCAACCAAUCACAAUGGAAGUGGCAAUAAUAUUGACUACUCAUAUUCUGCUCUAGGUGGGUCAACUAACUCGAUAAUCUCCAAAAUUACAAAGAUGGAUUUUCUGCGAUGUGACAAGGAAGAUACCAUCACUUGGGUUUGUCAAGCCGAACAAUUCUUGAAGUCUCAACAAACCAUCACAGAUGAAAAAGCCCCGUCAGCACCGAUUCAUCCCAAGGGAGUUGCACCAUUGUAG